GUGCCAUUAUGCAACAUGAAUCAUUCAUCCAACACAAGACAAAUUUUCAGCUUAUUUUAUGUAGCAGAAAACUAUAUGAUUGCAGCAACUUUUAACUUUCAUAUAUGGAAUACUAUAUACUAUAAUGGAAGUUCACACGUCGCUUUGUUAUUAUUCUUUCCUUUUACUUAGAUUUCGAUUACUUCCUGAUAUUACUUCUGCUUCGGUGUAUUAUUAGAUUGCUAUUGUUUCUGCAUAUUUCCCUUCUUGUUUCCUGCAUCUCUUGUUCUAAAUUGUUGUACUUAUACUUGCCUGAGCCGAGGGUCUAUCCCAAACAGUCUCUAUACCUGCACAAGGUAAGAGUAAGGUCCUUAUAUUUUUGUUGUGGUUGUUUGCAUGUCGCUUUGUUAGUAAAUAUUGCUAGUAACAGAAUAUAUGGAUUCAAUUUUAAUAUUUUUUUGACUCACUCUCAAGUAAGUAGCUUAUUCGAACGUUGUGAAUUCGUUCCCGCCUUUGCAAUAUCAGCGCAUCUUGUGCCACAGAAUCGGUUGUGCUCUCUAUCAGAAGAUUGACUUGUGUGGAAGGUUGACUCUGAACUACGUCAUUACUAGACGGAAAUGGCACGGCAAGAGGAGCAGGAUAUUGGGCUUGUAUAUACACUGGAUGAAGCACUCACAUCACUUGGUUUUGGGAAAUUCCAAUAUUUGGUUUUGGUUUAUGCUGGUCUUGGUUCUAUGGCUGAAGCAUUUGAAAUUAUGAUUCUGUCAUUUAUAGGACCAGUGCUAAGGUCAGAGUGGGAACUUUCUCCUACUCAAGAAAGUCUUAUAACAACUGUUGUUUUUGCUGGUAUGCUCAUUGGAUGUUAUUAUUGGGGCUUUAUCACUGAUAAUUAUGGAAGAAGGAAUGGUCUUCUGAGUGUUGCAAUAGUGACUGCUGCACCUGCAGCACUGACUACUUUUUGUCCAAAUUAUAUUUGGUUUCUUGCUCUACGUAUGAUGGUUGGAUUUGGCGUAGGCGGAGGUUAUGUAUACGGAUCUUGGCUUCUAGAAUUUAUUCCUCCACAAAACAGAGGCAUGUGGAUGAUUAUUUAUUACGCGUUUUGGACAAUUGGAACAAUACUUGAGGCUUUAUUAGCAAUGGUGAUUAUGCCAACAUUAGGUUGGAGAUGGUUACUGGCUUUAUCAUCUAUACCAUCAUUUGCAGCACUUUUCUUGUAUGUAUUUACAGUAGAAUCUCCAAGAUAUCUAUGUGCCAAAGGUAGAAUAAACGACGCGUAUGAUAUUUUGAGGAAAAUAGCUGAGGUCAAUAAGACAGAACUUCCCCCUGGAAUCCUUGUUACUGAUCAAGUGACUGACCUGAAUGAGGAAUUGCUUUCCCCUGGAGAAAACAAAACCUCAAGUUUUAAAUCAGGCUUCUCAUCGCUACUGAUGCUUCUAUCCCCUUCGCUACGAAGAAAUACCCUCCUCAUAUGGGUAGUUUUUAUUGGAAAUGCUUUCUCAUACUAUGGCAUUAUAUUGCUAACCUCACAGUUUAGCAGUGGACAAAGUAGACAUUCAUCAGUUGCUUUGUAUGUGAACAAUGAUCAGAGCCUCUAUAGAGAUGUGCUCACCACUAGUCUUGCAGAGAUUCCUGGCCUUCUUAUAUCAGCUAUAAUGGUGGAGAAAGGUGGUCGAAAAUUUACUAUGGCACUUAUGUAUAUCUUAGUCAUCCUCUUCCUUUUACCACUUCUUAUGCCUCGGCUUCAUGAGGCUUUAACUACUACUUUACUAUUCGGGGCACGUAUGUUAAUCACAGCAAACUUCGACAUCUCAAAUGUAUAUUGUCGAGAGAUAUAUCCAACGAGUGUAAGGUCAACUGGUAUUGGAACAGCAAGUUCUGUGGGAAGAAUAGGAGCCAUGAUUUCUCCAAUCAUUGCAGUGCAAUUAGUAAGGGAUUCUCAUCAAGUGGCUGCAAUCAUAUUUUUUGAAGCAGUUCUUGUUUUAUCAGCAACAUGUGUUAUGCUCUUCCCAAUAGAGACCAAGGGAAGGAAACUGAUUGAUACUCUUGUUGUCUAAAGUUUGGACUCGAUCUAUCUUAUUUGAAUUGAAGUUUGCUCUACAUUGGAGAAGGAAGCAGAGAAAAUAGGUUACUUGUGUAAAUAUUUUACUUCAUGAAACUCCUCUUGGUCUGAUCAUGAAAUAAAAGUUCUUAUUUUUGGGUA
Nicotiana attenuata is the source of this 2179-nucleotide messenger RNA. Its product is annotated as organic cation/carnitine transporter 7-like. Bases 597 to 2033 code for a protein of 478 amino acids. Gene Ontology annotation, cellular component: membrane. Gene Ontology annotation, biological process: transmembrane transport. The transcript is spliced from 5 exons. The record is from RefSeq and is a predicted model, not a curated record. Gene Ontology annotation, molecular function: transmembrane transporter activity. NCBI's taxonomy places the organism in Eukaryota, Viridiplantae, Streptophyta, Magnoliopsida, Solanales, Solanaceae.